AUGGGUGGCUGCUCCUGCAAAAGUCUUUCACAGCUGCGGAAGAAGAGCCCUUACGGGAAGAAUAAGGGUGACUAUGGCGAGAUUUAUCUCCCAACCGAGAACAAUAAAUUGAACAUCUCCCACACACAGGUUCACGUUCCCACAGAGACCAGUUUGAAUGAUGCCCCCUCUAAUUCUCCUUACUAUCUCUCUCCCAAUAGGGAAGGGAGUCGAAAUAAUCAAAACAGCGAUCUUAGUAAUAGCUUCGGCACCAAGAGAAGCAAAUCAAACAAUAUGCACCACCACAACUUAGGAAAUUCUAAACAUCCAUACCAUCGGAACAUUACGGAUAUUUACGUCAACCCCAAUGAGGAUUUUCCAUUCCCUUACAAUAUAGACAACGCAGCUUUGUCUGAUGACGCCUCCAAGAUUGAGAUGGAAUUGAUCUUGGACGAAAGCUCUAGUACCGAUUUAUGCUCAAGCACCAUGGAAAAUCUAGCUAGUUUGCAUUCUGUAAACGUCGGAGAGAAUAAAUGUGAUACGAAUAUGAGUAGCAUUUCUUUUGAAAACCAAGACCAGAAUCUGUCCAGGGUGAACGCUAGGGGCUCUACUAAGGAUUUCCGUUUUUCUGUUCUGCCCUCCCUUUCUCGUGAUUCCUUUCCCGUGGAGAGGGCGGCGAGCCUUCUGAACACGGAGCGAGAUUCCUCCGCUUUUCGAACUCCCAUUGAAGAUUUCUCCAGCGAUGUUUCCGAUAUCUGCAGUGCGAAUCGCCCGUUCGGAUACACAUACUACAAUAAUAAUCACGAUCCAUCGCAGAGCAUAGGCCACACGUUGCCGGAGCGCUCAAAGCCGCCGCUGCCGCAUCCACCGGAGAAGUCGGGUUGUAAGUCUAAACUCACCGUAGUGGACGUGCGGAGCAAUCGAUCCUACGGACUCCACACCCCUGAAACUCCGCACACCUUCAGACGGAUCAACUCCCUCACGAGUGCGUGCUCGGAGCCGUACGAACAGAGAGAUCGCGCCUUUUUCAGCUGCCGGAGUACGGCGACGUCGGCUUUGGCGGGACAGACGCCGCUGACACAGCCCUCGCCGUCCUUUCGUUCCUGCAUUUCGGAGAUCUCACCGUUGGCCCGUGAGCCGCCGUCUGGGGCUGUCGUCCGCUAUCAGGGCCUUCCUCGGCGUGAGGGCGGCAAAGCCGUCGUGGGGGUCCUCCGGUCGACCCUGUCCGCAGCCCCUUCUGUGCUGCUGGCACAGCCCUCGCUGUCCUUUCGUUCCUUCAUUUCGCUCAAGCCCCUGCCGCGCACCCCUCCCCCUCUCUCAGCCCUGCGACGGUGCGAGGUUCGGAAAGGGGGGUCCUGCGCGCUGACGCAGCCCGCGGCGGCCUCCUCCGGCAGGACCCUGCCAUCCAUCGGGACGGGGGGGAGGGGCCGUGACACGAGCCAUUGGUGCCGGAAAGGGGUGUGA
Phytomonas sp. Hart1 is the source of this 1443-nucleotide messenger RNA. Lineage: Eukaryota; Euglenozoa; Kinetoplastea; Trypanosomatida; Trypanosomatidae. The record is from the annotation of a GenBank genome assembly.